Molecule: messenger RNA, 1152 nt
Organism: Rhodofomes roseus
Lineage: Eukaryota; Fungi; Basidiomycota; Agaricomycetes; Polyporales; Fomitopsidaceae
Exons: 7
Coding region: 1-1152 (383 amino acids)
Source: RefSeq, a predicted model, not a curated record
AUGGCGCGGCAUGGUCAUCCCAUUGACCAAUGGGAGAUACCGCUCGGUGACGAAGAUCCGAUCACGAUAGAUGCCGCGGCGCGGUCCUUUGUGAACCAAUGGCUCGCCAAUUCUUGCCUCUUCACUGAGGAUCAAAACACUACCAGUUCCUUUACUCCUAAUCGGUCCAUGUCUCCUUCUCAGUCUAAGUCGACGCUUGUGAAACAAUCGGAGACCGAUGAGAAGAAACUGACAAAGCUGGGGAUUGAAGAGGCCAAGGUUCUGCCUCGGAACGGAGUCGAUCCCGAGCUAAACCCAGAGUAUCUUAGUGAUGGGAUACUAUUCAAAGCCGAGCUUCGCCGCGGGAAAACCACCAUUGCAUGCUACGUCAAGGACGGCUUGUCAGCUUGCACUGAGUGCAACCAAAAGCGCAUUCGAUGUAGCUUUGUCCAAGACAAACCGUCCAAGACGAAGAAAACCCAGGCUAAAUCGGCUUCUCCUGAAGUCGGGAUGGCUGAAGACAACAACUUCGAGGAGUGGGGCGGGAUAGACAAAGAAGUCGAUCCGGAUGGUCGGUCGUCUUUUGACGCGGACGUGGACAUGAAGUCUGGCUCCGAUGACUCGGCAUCGCCUGAAGAACUCAACUCGGAUUCCGAGAGCGAGAAGGACGAGAUUGACGAAGAAGACCAGGAAGCCGAGGAAGAAGAUGUCGACAAAGAUGAAGAGGAAGAGGUCGAGGUCGACGAGCAGCCAAGCCGUAAGAGGCCUAGGUUGUCGCCAGAAAUCGAGCUUCCUAGUGCCCUGGCCCAUUCCUCUCCCUUGGUCGGGUUGUCCGGUCUGUCUUCAAACCUUGGUCCUCCGUUGACUGAGGUUUCAAGCUUUCCGUUGCCUCUGUCCUCCGCUCCUCGGCCGAUUGAGGCAGGACCUGUGCCUUCCUCAGCACUAGGCCACAUGCAGCGCGUCAUCGACUCUCAAGGUCGUACCUUGUCUGAUCAAGCUGGUCUGAUGGCUGCUCUCCAACUUGAACUGGAGCAGCAGCGGUCUGCUUACGCGCCGCUUCAAGCCCACGCAACAUCAUUGGAGUCCCAGAAUCGAUUGCUCCAAGGUCAACUCGCUUCGGGUUCUUCAACGGGUAAGAAGGCUAGUGGAAAAGGGAAAGAUCGCGCGUUGUAG